AUGUCGCAACCAGAGACAAACCCUCUUGCGCCAGAGACCGCUGCGCGCGAGCCUGCUGAGGUCUCGAAGACACAGGAACAGACUUUCACGCCGCAGCCUACAAACGAAAAGCAAAAACCAAGCGAUCUCUCCCCUCCAUCCAGUACCACGGCCACUCCCGCAGACAAGGAGCACGGCCCUAAGUCGUCCUCCGGCAGCGAUGCGGUCUCAGUCAACGAACUAGAUGCGCUUAUUGCUCACCUGCCUGAAGAAGAGAGACAAGUGUUGAAGACUCAGCUCGAAGAGAAAAAAGCCAGCAUUUCCUUCUUCGGCCUUUGGCGAUAUGCUACCAAAGUCGACCUGCUUAUUCUUGCAAUCAGUGCCAUAUGCGCUAUUGCGGCCGGUGCGGCCUUGCCUCUAUUUACAAUUCUCUUCGGUUCCCUAGCAAAUUCUUUCAAAAACAUAAUGCAAUACGAGGUUUCGUACGACGAAUUCUAUGACGAUUUGACCAAAAAUGUUCUAUAUUUCGUGUACCUCGGUAUUGGCGAGUUUGUCACCGUUUAUGUCAGUACUGUCGGCUUCAUCUAUACGGGAGAACACGCCACCCAAAAGAUCCGCGAACAUUACCUUGAGUCCAUCUUGCGACAGAACAUCGGCUAUUUUGAUAAGCUGGGUGCUGGAGAAGUGACAACCCGUAUCACGGCCGAUACAAACCUCAUCCAGGAUGGCGUUUCGGAGAAAGUUGGUCUCACCUUGACUGCCCUGGCCACCUUCGUGACCGCAUUCAUCAUCGCCUACGUCAAAUACUGGAAGCUGGCCUUGAUUUGCAGCUCAACAAUCGUUGCCCUUGUCCUUACCAUGGGUGGUGGAUCACAGUUCAUCAUCAAAUACAGCAAAAAGUCGCUCGACAGCUACGGUGCCGGCGGUACAGUUGCUGAAGAGGUGAUCAGCUCCAUCAGGAAUGCCACAGCGUUUGGUACACAGGACAAACUCGCGAAGCAGUAUGAAGUCCACCUGGACGAGGCUGAAAAAUGGGGAACUAAGAACCAGGUCGUCAUGGGUUUCAUGAUCGGCGCGAUGUUUGGCCUGAUGUUCUCGAACUACGGUCUUGGUUUCUGGAUGGGUUCGCGUUUCCUGGUGGAUGGCGCAGUCGACGUGGGUGAUGUUCUGACAGUCCUCAUGGCCAUCUUGAUCGGUUCAUUCUCGUUGGGAAAUGUCAGUCCGAAUGCUCAAGCAUUCACAAACGCUGUAGCUGCGGCCGCAAAGAUUUUCGGAACCAUUGAUCGCCAGUCCCCCUUGGAUCCAUACUCAGAUGAAGGAGAGAUCCUCGACAACUUUGAGGGCCACAUUGAGUUACGCAAUAUCAAGCAGAUCUACCCGUCCAGACCCGAAGUUACUGUCAUGGAGGACGUUUCUCUGUCAAUGCCCGCCGGGAAAACGACUGCGUUAGUCGGACCUUCUGGCUCUGGAAAGAGUACAGUUGUCGGUCUAGUUGAGCGUUUCUACAUCCCUGUUCGGGGUACAGUCUUGUUGGAUGGCCAUGACAUCAAGGAUCUCAAUCUCCGCUGGCUCCGUCAACAAAUCUCUUUGGUCAGCCAGGAGCCUGUUCUUUUUGGCACAACGAUCUAUAAGAAUAUUAGACACGGUAUCAUUGGCACAAAAUACGAGAAAGAACCCGAAGACAAGAUCCGGGAACUCAUCGAGAACGCGGCAAGAAUGGCUAACGCUCAUGACUUCAUUACCGCCUUGCCCGAGGGGUAUGAGACAAAUGUCGGCCAGCGCGGCUUUCUCCUUUCAGGAGGUCAGAAACAGCGUAUUGCAAUCGCCCGUGCCGUUGUCAGUGACCCGAAGAUCCUCCUCCUUGAUGAAGCUACAUCUGCCUUGGACACCAAAUCGGAAGGCGUUGUUCAAGCGGCUUUGGAGAGGGCAGCCGAAGGCCGAACGACUAUCGUGAUUGCUCAUCGUCUUUCCACAAUUAAGACAGCACACAACAUUGUGGUUUUGGUUGACGGCAAAAUUGCUGAACAAGGAACUCACGAUGAACUGGUUGACCGUGGGGGCGCUUAUCACAGGCUUGUGGAGGCGCAGCGUAUAAACGAGCAGAAGGAGGCUGAAGCUAUGGAUCAAGAGGACGGCGACGCUGAUGAUCUCACCAGUGCGGACAUUGCCAAAAUCAAAACUGCGUCCAGCGAGUCUUCCGAACUCAACGAGAAGUCUACGACCAUUGACCGCACCGGCACCCACAAGUCGAUUUCCAGCGCCAUUCUGUCCAAGAGGCCGCCCGAAACAGCUCCUAAAUAUUCGCUAUGGAACCUGCUCAAAUUCAUUGCUUCCUUCAAUCGGCCUGAAAUUCCGCACAUGAUCAUCGGACUCGUCUUCUCAGUCUUGGCCGGUGGUGGUCAACCCACACAAGCCGUGCUAUAUUCCAAAGCCAUUAGCACCCUCGCGCUCCCCGAAUCACAAUAUGGCAAGCUCCGCCACGACGCGAACUUUUGGUCACUGAUGUUCUUUGUUGUUGGUAUCGUUCAGUUUAUAACGCAAUCAACCAGCGGCGCUGCGUUUGCUGUAUGCUCUGAGAGACUCAUUCGUCGCGCGAGAAGCACGGCCUUCCGGACGUUACUCCGUCAAGACAUUGCUUUCUUCGACAAGGAAGAGAAUAGCACCGGCGCCUUGACCUCCUUCCUAUCCACCGAGACUAAGCAUCUUUCUGGAGUCAGCGGCGUGACACUAGGCACGAUCUUAAUGACUUCCACUACCCUGGGAGCCGCAAUCAUCAUCGCCCUGUCGAUUGGUUGGAAAUUAGCCUUGGUCUGCAUUUCAGUUGUGCCAGUUCUCCUUGCAUGCGGUUUCUACCGAUUCUACAUGCUAGCCCAGUUUCAGUCACGAUCCAAGCUCGCCUAUGAAGGUUCCGCAAAUUUUGCCUGCGAGGCUACAUCAUCUAUUCGCACUGUUGCAUCGUUAACUCGAGAAAUGGAUGUCUGGAACAUCUACCACGCCCAACUUGACGCACAAGGCAGGGCCAGUUUAAUCUCUAUCUUGAAAUCAUCCCUGCUAUAUGCCUCGUCGCAGGCGCUUGUUUUCUUCUGUGUUGCGCUCGGUUUUUGGUACGGAGGAACCCUUCUCGGCCACCACGAGUAUGACAUGUUCCGCUUCUUUGUAUGCUUCUCUGAAAUUCUUUUCGGUGCUCAAUCCGCGGGCACCGUCUUUUCUUUUGCGCCAGACAUGGGCAAGGCAAAGAAUGCGGCAGCCGAAUUUCGACGAUUGUUUGACAGAAAGCCACAGAUUGACAACUGGUCCGAAGAGGGCGAGAAGCUCGAAACGGUGGAGGGUGAAAUCGAAUUCAAAGGCGUGCACUUCAGAUACCCGACUCGCCCUGAGCAGCCUGUCCUCCGUGGCUUGAACCUGACCGUGAAGCCCGGACAAUAUGUUGCGCUUGUCGGACCUAGCGGUUGCGGCAAAAGUACUACCAUUGCACUUCUAGAGCGCUUUUACGAUGCAAUCGCCGGAGAGAUCCUUGUUGACGGAAAAAACAUUAGCAAACUAAACAUCAACUCCUACCGCAGCUUCUUGUCCCUGGUCAGCCAAGAGCCGACUCUCUACCAGGGCACUAUCAAGGAGAAUAUCUUGCUCGGUAUUGUGGAGGACGAUGUGCCUGAAGAGUUCUUGAUCAAGGCUUGCAAGGAGGCCAAUAUCUACGACUUCAUUAUGUCACUGCCUGAGGGAUUCAAUACCGUUGUUGGAAGUAAAGGCGGCAUGUUGUCAGGUGGUCAAAAGCAACGUGUAGCCAUUGCCCGAGCGCUACUUCGUGAUCCUAAAAUCCUACUUCUCGACGAAGCCACGUCAGCCCUGGACUCCGAGUCAGAAAAGGUCGUCCAGGCCGCUCUGGAUGCUGCUGCCCGCGGUCGAACCACAAUCGCUGUCGCACAUCGUCUUAGUACGAUUCAAAAAGCGGAUGUUAUCUACGUCUUCGACCAAGGCAAGAUCGUCGAGAGUGGAACUCACAGCGAACUGGUCCAAAAGAAGGGUCGGUACUACGAGUUGGUCAACUUGCAAAGCUUAGGCAAGGGUCAUUAA
Messenger RNA from Aspergillus mulundensis, 4053 nucleotides. RefSeq names its product ABC multidrug transporter Mdr1 (gene mdr1). The transcript has 3 exons. NCBI's taxonomy places the organism in Eukaryota, Fungi, Ascomycota, Eurotiomycetes, Eurotiales, Aspergillaceae. Gene Ontology annotation, biological process: transmembrane transport. The record is from RefSeq and is a predicted model, not a curated record. Gene Ontology annotation, molecular function: ATP hydrolysis activity; ABC-type transporter activity; ATP binding. Gene Ontology annotation, cellular component: membrane. Bases 1 to 4053 code for a protein of 1350 amino acids.